UCGGUCCUAGUCAGAAUCGGUCCGUCAGCGAGAGCUGGGCCGACUGUUGGAGGGCGCUGUGAGGCGCGGGGCUCCGCGAUGUUCCGCGGGCCCUAACAUGGGCACCAGCGGCUCCAAAGGCCGGGGGCUGUGGCCCUUCUCGGCGCCAGCGGCGGCCACGGGGCCGGGAGGCAGCCCCGAGCUCACCGACGCGGCCCGAGCCCAGCACGCCUUGGCUCGGGCUCGGGGCUUCCGUACCGCGCCGCCCUUCGUGUUCACCCGUCGAGGUUCCAUGUAUUAUGAUGAAGAUGGUGACCUGGCCCACGAGUUCUAUGAGGAAACAAUUGUCACCAAGAAUGGGCGGAAGCGUGCCAAGCUGAGGAGGGUGCAGAAGAACCUGAUCCCUCAGGGUAUCGUGAGGCUAGAUCACCCUCGCCUCCACGUGGAUUUCCCGGUGAUCAUCUGUGAGAUGUGAGCCCUGCAGCCCCUUCCUGCUCACAUCCCAAGUCUGUGGGGUGGUGGGUAUGGACAUCGGGGUAGGAGGAGGGGCAGCAGGGCCAGAAAGAGGCCUUGGCUGUGAAAAACUCCCCACUUCCUUGGCAGGGCACACCAAGCUGCUGAACCCACAAGUUCAAAGUGUGGGUUCUGAUGAGAGGUGCCUGGGUUAACGCAGCAGCCCCAGAAUGAAUUCCACCUGACAGGGCCCUUUUGUGGGCCAUAUUUUUUCAUCUGCAAGCCAAGGGGUGGGAAUGCUGGGUGCCCAGUUCUGUUUCUUCCACAGUACUGGGUGAUGUCAGUUUGAGGGAAGUUUGGGAUAAAGGAUGGUUGGCUUGGUUCACUUCAGUAGGUAUUUUCUCCAAGAUCUGAGUGCCUGGGUAAAGGAAGGGGGUAGGUUACUCAGUUUCUCUUCCUAACCCCCAAAGCCCAUCCCACCCUCCAAAAUCCAGAGGAGUGUCAGAAAAUAAAAGCUGGGUGAAAGCUCAGGCCAGGAAUUUCAGGGUACAAUUUCCUUCCUUCUGACCUCAAUCACCUAACAUCCUUCCCCUCCAGUUUCCUUGUAGCAUGCACCUCUCCCACUGCCCAGCUUGGGAGAAGGAGCAGGAGAGGCCUGGGGCUUGAUCACUGUCAGGGAGACAAGGGGACACAGCACUUUAUGAGCAGGGUCUCCUCUUUUCCUGGUCCUUCCCCUUGUGUCCCCAGGGGCUGUGGGGCUGACCACAGGGAGCUUUGCUAUGCACAAGCAGGACCCUCCUUUCUCCUUCCCCUCACAUUUCUGAGCAUUUCAGCCGUUUGCUACCUCGAUUCCUUCCACCCCCGAGGGAGGCUGGUCUCAACGAAUCUCACAACCCCCCUGAUCCCCUGCUCUGCUCCCAGCUCUCAGUUAGUUCAGCCUGCUAGAACUGAAGGGGAUUGGAAGACCCUCUGUCUAGGGUGAGUGUCACUUCCUACACUGUGAUCCUCUCCCUCCCCCCCAACACUUGGUUCCUGAGGGUCUGGUUGGAAAAGGGCAGCAGAUACACUUGGAAACCCUAAAAUUGGUAGAAAAGCAUAACCCCCAAGGAUAUGGGGGAGAGCCCUGCUGGGCUGCUAGAGAAGCCUUUUUGGUUCUCACACCAACCCCUAGGAGAAAGGGGGGACUUUCCACCACACUACACUUGAUAUGCCCUUCAGGCAUGUGCCCAUCAGCUCUGGAGAGCACAAUUACAACCCCCAUUACAUACAUACAUAAACACACACACACAGACCGUUAAAAUAAGCAAUUCUGCCCACCUGGCAAACUUACCCAUAUCUUUAGUGCCCUGGCCCCUCUCACCUGGUACUGUGCUGGUCCAAUCUCUUCCCCCAGGCUGCUCACCAUCUGCUAGUGGGCAUGGGUGGGAUAGGGAGACCACAGAAGGGAGACUUACAAUGUGAAGGUUUGUAAAUAGUCUUAUCUAUGUCCAUGAUAUUGUUGAAGCAGAAAUUCAGUCUGUUUACUUUUUAGGGUUACUUUUUAAAAUUCCUUUCUGUGCAAAAUGUGCUUUUUUGUGUGAAUGUGAAGAGAGACAGUCUGGGGCAGAGGUGAUAACAGUGGGAGAAGGGCUGGUUGCUCUUUCUCCCAGCCCAGGCUGGUGUGCCCUUUUGUUCAGUUUAAAUAAAUUUAUUUGUAGAUGA
Molecule: messenger RNA, 2133 nt
Organism: Antechinus flavipes (yellow-footed antechinus)
Lineage: Eukaryota; Metazoa; Chordata; Mammalia; Dasyuromorphia; Dasyuridae
Gene: TUSC2
Product: tumor suppressor 2, mitochondrial calcium regulator
Exons: 3
Coding region: 98-454 (118 amino acids)
Biological process (GO): inflammatory response; regulation of mitochondrial membrane potential
Cellular component (GO): mitochondrion
Source: RefSeq, a predicted model, not a curated record